This is a messenger RNA of Solanum tuberosum (potato), 2576 nucleotides long. RefSeq lists its product as uncharacterized. Lineage: Eukaryota; Viridiplantae; Streptophyta; Magnoliopsida; Solanales; Solanaceae. Bases 138 to 2000 code for a protein of 620 amino acids. The transcript is spliced from 3 exons. The record is from RefSeq and is a predicted model, not a curated record.
UGGGGCCAAUGUAAGAACAUUCACACUCUUCUUCUCCCUUUCUAUUGAGAUCCAAACAUGGAAGUUGCUCUAUGAGUAUUCCAAGAAAACCUCAAAAAAAGAGCAAAAGAUGACAUAACUGAAGAGUGAACAAUCAUAUGGCACAACCUAAGAAAACCCUGAAAAAUUUCAUCCCUCUUUUCAUUCUCCUCUCUCUUUCUGCUCUUUUCCUCUUCUCUUACCAUCCUACAAACUUGAAUUCCACCAAAUCUUUCUCCUUUAACCCAAACACCCCUCAAACCCAUCAAAACUUCACUUUUUUAAUCAAAGUUCUCACCUUUAACCGUCUUGAGUCCCUCUCUAGGUGUCUCAAUUCACUUUCCAAAGCACAUUAUGAUAACCAUGUUGUUCAUCUCCAUAUCUACAUUGAUCACUUUCAAGAUUCCCCAAAUGGGUAUGUGGAAAUCGACCAAAAAUUGAAUCUUUCGAAAAGAAUUCUUGAUUUUGUUGAUGGGUUUUCAUGGAAAUAUGGGGAAAAGUUGGUUCAUUAUAGGGCUUCUAAUGCUGGACUUCAGGCUCAGUGGUUAGAGGCUUGGUGGCCUAGCUCGGAUGAUGAGUUUGCUUUUGUUGUGGAGGAUGAUCUUGAGUUGUCACCUCUUUAUUUUCGGUUCUUGAAGAGUUUGAUUGACAAUUAUUAUUAUAAUGACUCAAACUAUAGUCCUAUGAUUUAUGGGGCUUCCUUGCAGAGGCCUAGGUUUGUACCAGGUAAGCAUGGAAACAAGAUGCAGAUCGAUGAUGGAACUCAACUUUUCUUGUACCAGUUGGUUGGCACCUGGGGUCAGCUUCUGUUUCCAAAACCUUGGAAAGAAUUCCGCAUAUGGUAUGACACACACAAGGCCAAGGGAUUGAAGCCAUUUCUUGAUGGGAUGGUGACAACCGGAUGGUACAAAAAGAUGGGGGAAAGAAUCUGGACACCUUGGUUCAUUAAAUUCAUCCAUGCCCGUGGUUACUUUAAUAUUUACACCAAUCUUUUGCAUGAGCGAGCUUUUAGUGUGUCUCAUCGCGAUGCUGGUGUUAACUAUGGGAAAUCGGCUGGGCCAGAUUCUUAUUUAGUGGAUGAGAAGUCUUUUGAUAUUAACCUUUUGAAGAUGCAAUCUUUGCAGAGUCUGAAGUGGUACGAUUUCUGUUUCAAGGAAGUUUCUCCUGGUAGAAUUGUACGUAGUUCAGAUGAUCUAGCGUCUGUUCUUCACUCGGUUCAGAAAUCGAGGACUAUACUAUUUGUGAACCUACAACAGGUGUCAGAGUCAAUUAUUAGGAAUCUUCUCUGCCACUUUGAAAGAUUGAAUAUCCAAAACUAUGUCUUAUUGGGUCCACAGUCCUCUUUCCUACUUGAUCUUGCAAGAAGGGGUCAUCAUGUGAUUGACACAGACCAACUUUUUGACAGUAUUAGGUUACAAAACUCGAUUAACUUUGACGAAUCGCAUGAAAAGUUGGGCAAAGAGAUUGUUGUGAAGGCCCAUGUAGUUAGAAAGUCCUUGGAACUUAAAUACAACACAUGGGUUGUGGAUGGUGAUGUGAUUCCUCUCAGCAGUGAUUCAUUUCUUGAUUCGUAUGAUCCGGCUAAUGACUUUCUUUUGGGGAAGAACUUUAAACUUGUCUUCAUACGAAAUUCAGCUUUUGCUUUAAAAUUUUGGGUCGACAAUGUUUUGGACAAAGUUGUUGCCUCGGUUGCCACUUUGAAGACUAGAGGUUCAAUUGCCACAGAGGGAAAUUUUGUAAAUCUAGUUGAGAAGUUAUUGGAACAAAAGAAAACUACUUUUAACAGGGUUGAUGAAACUGAUUUUAGUUUGAACAUCAGUUUUAUGGAUGCUAACCAAACCUCUUCAAGGAAUGGAAAGAAGUUUGCCUUUUGGUCACCUGAGAUGGGUUCAGAACGGAUACAAAAACGACUUGAAGAGUUUGCUAUGUGGGUUGUGGAUAGUGAUUUAUCAUGUAAUGCAGUUGUUUGUCAUCCAUCAUAGCAUAUGGAGGUGUUUAUCUGUGUAUCUAUCGUAUACUUGUGAUGUCUGCUUAUAGUUUGAUGGAUUUUACAUGUUGAUAUUGAAGGCAAUAAGAUCGGAGAAGAACAAAAAAAGGCUCACUCUUCAGGAAUUAUCGCUGAUAUCAGACAUGUUUUGUAAACCAUCGUCAGUUGAAGGUAAUCGUUCCGAGUCUGAAUUAACAAAGGAUGAUCUGUUUUACUCUUCUUCGCUGAAAUGAUUCUAUUAGCUUAUUGGUGGAAAAGGAACUGCAAGAAAACUCAUUUUUGACAUAUUGUUCCAAGUCUUAUGUAAAUGUGCCAGUAGUGACAUUAUGACUGAUUCAUAUGCCAAAUAUGGCUACUUAUCUUGCUGAAGAUCAUUUGUGUCAAAUCUGAAGAUCAUCUGAGCAAUUUGCAACUGGCCUCUAGAAACCCUGUUGGUACAAUUUUUUUAAUUUUUUUUUUUUUGUUUGUUGUUGUUGUACCGUGAAUUUGGGUUUAAACAACUUGCUGUAGAUAAUCGAUUUUCAUUGGUGAUCGGAUAUAAUGAGAAUUGCCUUGGAGGGAUUUAACAUAA